AAAAACAUAUCUUCAGAGACUACAAUGAGAUGACUGUUAGGAAAAUAUGCAGCUAUACUACUAGCACAGGUACGUUUAAGUUUAUAUUCUUUAAGUCAAUAUGAUUUCCAGUUUAACAAUGGAAGAUAGUCUCAAGACAUGCUUUCCUCUUUGAAAUGCUUUUCUCCCAUGUUUCAUAACAUUUUGGCCUAAAUUCCUGCAGCUGAGUUUACCUCUUGGAUUUUGGCCAAUACCAGCUAGAUUUUCCUCCUCAGGACAAUGCUGAGGGCUUAUCAAGAAUAUGACAGUCUAAUCAGACUAAGAGAUCUUAUGGAACAUCCUUGGCUUGUGAGUGACAUCUCGCAACAGCCUUUGGUUUUAGCACCAUUAAACUGUACUACUGACCUAGUUCAUCCUAAAAGCUGACCUUUCAGCCUAGUCUGAAACUAGCCUGGUUCUGAACUCUAUCUUAUUGGAUCACUCUGAAGAAUAUUGGCCCACACCCACUUUGUCUUUCCCUCUCUGUAGAGGAGAGCCUUUGUCCCCUUGUGGGAAAGAUUGGUGUGGUUUUGCUGAACUUUGUAUGUCGUGCUGAAUUCUUUUAUGGGGGAAGAGGUAAAUCUCCUUCCUUCCUUCCUAUUUUUUGUUAUCAAUAGCAGAAGUUUAUCAAACCUUUGUUGUCCAUCUGCUGUGUGUCCUACUUCUCCUUUCCUUUACCUGGCUCUGGAGACCAUUUUUGGCAACUAGCCAAACCACCGGUCUUUUGUUGGUGGUGUAUUUCAAACAGACUGGAUUAAGCAGAAGAAAUACUAUUGCUAGUUAACCAGCUUACUUCUUAUUCAUUAAAUGCUAUGACUAUUGUACCAUUCUGCGCUCUCCCUUCAAAAUAACUCUCUCCCUGCAAAAUAGUUAAAUAGAUGUAGGUUGGUAUUGCUGAUACAUUGUUAAACUGAUGAGUGUUUCCCUCCUGUUUCCCUUCACACAAUACCACAGUUCUGUGUGUAAUACAAGCGUUAAAGUACACUUUUGAAACUAUUGUUUGGGGCAAAACAUACAGCUUUCAUUGUCCCCAAGAGGAAAAAAAAAAAAAAAGGAAAAGGGGGUUCAUAUAAGCAGUGAAGCUUAUGAGAACUGUAUGUCUCAUUUAUAGAUUUCUGUGAAUGUAUUUAAUAUUGCUUUAAGUAGUGUUUUAAUAAGCCUGUAAUAUGACUCUGGAAAUAACGGAAAGCAUUGACUCUGUUUGCAAAUGAAACAAACUAGGAAUUAAGAGUUGAGCACUACAUUUUCACAAAUAACUAAAUCACUACUUAGGGAGUUAAGAUCUGGGACGUAAAGUGAAGUACAUUUUUGAAGUACAUGAUUUCAGCUCACUUUAUCAAGCCUAUAACCUGAGUCAGUGUUAGGGCUCAAGUGGAAUGACUUCAGUUUGACUUAAAAGUUGAUUGAUAAACAAAUAAAUGUGCUGCACAUUCCUUUGAAGUUAUGAAGUAAAUAUUAUCUGAGAAUAUCAUAUCGGUGCUUAAAUUUGCCACUUCUGCAGUGUCAGAUUAUUUAAGACUUAAAAAACAUGCAUAGUACCAAAGUAAGAAAAGUAGAAGAGCAGAGAUAGGGACAGGGCAAUAUCUCUGUAAUCUUCUGGCUUUCCUUGUUCUGCCCAUCUCUCUCACCCCCUUCCCAUCUGAAUUUGAAGAAACUGAGGUUUUGGAUAAUUAUUACAUUUUAGUUUUCUUCACAAAUAGUCAUUUACAGCACAAAUUCAACUACUGAUUUCCUUGUCUUUAGGCCUUUUACUUUCUUUAGAUUUUCAUCUAUAAUCAGAAAAAUACAACCAACCAAAUAAAAAAGGCCACAAACCUCUUCGUUUGUUAAAGGAAGUUAAGUAAUUCAAGUGUUCUGAAUUUUACAUCAGUUCCUUGUAUCUCAGGCAGACAUUUACAACACUUGAAAUGCUGAAGUAGAAUAUUUUGCAUCUUUUCCUCUUCUUUGGUUCACAUUCAAUUUAUGCUUUCGGUAUUUUGGAUGCAAAAUUAAUCAUCCCUUGUUCUGGCAAGGAUGUCAUACUGUCAGGCUACUUUUAUCAUUGCACAAAAUUAAAUGACACAGGAAAGGUCAGCAGAUCUCUCAGGGACGCCUGAAUUCAAACAGUUUGAAGCUACUGGCAGAUUUAACUCUAGCUCAGGAGCAUUCUCUAUUUCAGAUUGUGCAAGUGCUCCUUCAGCUCUCUGUAGGGAAAUGAAACUCCAACCCAUUGUGGGUUUAAAGUUUUGUAGUUGUGUAAGUUUUGCACUGUCCUAACUACUCAAAAUAAAAACUUGUGCCCUUCUAUGUUUUUGAUAUAUGAUGGUGGUAUAAGAGGUCCACCUGCCAAUAUUCUAGUGUAACCCAACAGUUACUAUGGUUUCUGAAGUAAUUUGAAUUUAUUGUGAACUUUAGGGUAAAGCUGUUGUUUGCCACAGCAAAGUUGAGAGACCUAGAUAUGGAGGUAAAGGGGUAAAGUGAAUAAUUAUGUACAUGUAUUCUCUGAAAGAGUUUUCCAUAUCAGGAUGAAGAGAAAUAUUUGCUCAAGGAUCUGCAGAGGUCAAAUAAUGAAUGUAAUUUGUGUUCAUAAACGGUUAAUUGUGACUUAAAAAUACCCGUAUUGACAGGAACUGCAGGAUAAAUGUCACUGGAACUUCUUGUUUUUUUAAUACACCUUAAGAAAUUAAACAAAGCAAAUGCAUUUGGUGGCGCCCUCAGGAAAAGUCCAGUCACUUCCUGAACAGUAAUCUGCCUGGGAGCAGCAGAUAGAUUCUCAUUGUUUGCCAUUUCCAGUUUCCAGUAAUGGGAACGAUUACUUGAUCUGGACAGUUUCAGCUGAAGAUUUGCAAAAACGUACAAAGUUUAAUGGCAAAAAUUUACUAGUUUCCAUAAAACAAAUUUAAAAAAAACUGUUUUGGGGACCUGAUAGCAAAUUAUCUCUGAUGAUGAAUAUUGUUUUAUUUUGGAAUUAAGUGUCUGUUCUUCAGGAACGAGAUGUAUCUUGCUCUUCUGGUGAUUUUCUUGCAGUGUUCAGGAGUUUACACUCAGGAAAGAGUUUUUACCUUCAACAGCGUUGAAAUCAGGGUUGAGCCAUCUGUCAAAGUGAAGAAUGGAGCUCCUAUGUCAAUUAUAUGCCGUGCUGAUAUUAGCAAAAGUGCCAAUUUCCACCUGCAGCAUAAUAUUACAAUUUUUAAGGAUGGCAAGCUUGUAUUCAUGAUUGUAUCAGACAAAGGAGUUGCACGAUAUGAAGUACCCGUGGCUAGAUCUUCAGAUACAGGAGACUAUGAAUGUACUGUGAAAGCAGAUGGAAAGACAAAAUCUAGUAACUCAUUACAUGUUUGGGUAACAGGAAUGACCAAACCAAUCCUGACUGCUGAGAAAAGAGAAGUUUUAGAGGGUGAAGUUGUAAAAUUACGUUGUGAGCUGCCAGAAGAAGUACCUCCUUUACAUUUCUUUUUCCGGAAGAUAAAGAUGAAUUCAACUCCUAAAGAAAAACAUGUAUUUGAGGCAUACAGGAAUUUUUCUGUAGUGGAAUUUUCUGUUGAAGAGGGGGAUAAUAUUUUGCAAUUUGACUGUUUUGGUAAGAGAAAUGUAAAACUUGAACUUGAAAGUUCAGAACCCAGCAACAGAACACUUGUUACUGUCAAGGAACCAUUUAUAAAGCCUUCUCUGAUCAUCAAGUCCUCAAGUAAUAUUACAGAAGGAGACAGAAUAGAGUUUGAAUGCUCAACUGUAGUAGCUCGAAUGCGUGACAUUGAAAUCAUACUUCAGAAAAACAAAACAAUACUGAAUAGUGUACGAGAUGAGAAACUUUUGAAAUAUUCUGCAGUUGCUACCCUAGAGGACAGUGGUGAAUACCUGUGUAAGGUGGAGCAAGGGAGAGCAUCUAAAACCACCAAACUGAAUGUUGUUGUGGCAGAGCUAUUCCCCAAGCCAAUAUUGUCUGCUUCUAUGAGCAAGCUCGAUGAAAAUAAAGAAUUAACUUUGAGUUGCAGCAUUAGUGGCUUUCGAAAAGCUAACUUCUCUAUAUUACGGAGAAAUUCAAAUGGAGAUAUCUGGUUGAAAAAUUCUAGAAACUUAACAAUGAGAGUUAAUGUGAAUGAUACUGGAUCCUAUAUCUGUAAGGCUGAAGUCAAAGGAAUAGUCAAGGAGAGCAAACCUGUAAGGAUAAGUGUUUAUGCUCCAGUCUCCAAGCCAACUCUUUCUGUUGUCAGUGGUUUACCGGAGGUGGUGCUGGGGAAACCUCUACGGUUAAUCUGUCGUUUAAUGACGGGAACGCCGCCAAUAACAUUCACAUUCUACAAAGGAAAUGAAGUUAAGAAAGUGGUAAUUAAUGACACAUAUGCUACAUUCUUGGAUGAAAAUAUUAGACAAAAUGACAAAAGAGGAUACAAAUGUGAUGCUAGAAAUAAUCACUCUAGCGGCAUGAAAACUAGUAAUAUUCUCAACAUCACAGUAAUAGUACCAAUCAGGAAUGCCAGCUUGGGCAGUAUUCCAUAUGGGGAAGUGGAAGAUGGCAGUGGGACUGCUUUUCUCUGCUCUGUGGAAGAAGGAUCUUGGCCAAUCCACUUCAGGAUUUUUAAAAAAACUGAUCACGAUACUCUUUUAUAUGAAAAAACUGAAAGCACAGACAGAAUCGUGUGGCACAAGGAAACAAUGAGCAGACAGGAUACAGGGACAUAUUACUGCAUGGUUUCUAAUCGAGCUAAGGUGAAUGUGAAAAGCCAUCCAAUAACCAUCAAUGUCAUCUUAGCGUCUUGGCAGAAAGGAGUCAUUGCUGCAUUUGUCCUAAUACUUAUCGCAGGAGCAAUAACUCUCACUGUAUGGUGGUUUUUAUGUAAGAAGAAAAAGGCUAAAGGAUCAUCCAUGGAGAUGUCUCGAUCUGCCUUGGCUACAAACUCAACAAAUGAAAAACUGGCAAGACAGCACAAUGAUGGAGACUACUAUUCUGGAUCAGGUUACAUUGAAGAUGGUGAAAAUCACAUGAAAUCAACAGAUGAAAAUAAAGGACCUGACCUUGAGAGUGCUGAGGUGGAGUACACUGAAGUUGAAGUAUCAACGCUUGAUCCUCACAGAGCUCCUGUACAGAAGGGGACUGAAACAGUUUAUAGUGAAAUCAGAAAAGCUAAUAAUGAUUCUAUGGAGAACAGGCAUUCUAGAAUACAAGGGCAUCCUGAUGCUACCUAGAAUACUCAUCUCAAACAUCAUCUGGGAGAAGAAAACAAGCCGAGAUGGAAGAUGUUGCAACUGUUUCAAAAGCUCUGCAGCACUUACUUAUGAGUUUGCCAGGCUCUUCUUUUCAAAGUUUAUUUCCUCAGGGGGAACAAUAGAGAUAUUCCUAAAGCAUUUAAUGGAAAAAAUUGAAAAAAAAAAUCUCAUAGGGAAGUGGCUCUGGAAACCACUGACCUAGGUUCCCAUCUUUAAUUUCCCCUGCUAAUGCAAUUUUGUCUUUCUAGCCUCCCAAUUCAUCAUGCUCUGAGGAAAUAAAAGGGGAAACUACGGCUGAGAAAGUACAUUUCUGCAGUGCAGUAACUACUGUGAUGCUAAUAGAAUGUAGAAAUAUCUAAGCUUGCUUUAAACUAGCUAACUUGGUAAUCAGUAACAGUACUGUGGCAGAACAGAGCUCAGCACAGCCUGCCCAGCCAUGUAUGUACUUCGACAUGAUCUUGCAUCUUGCGCUGAACUCCCUGUGCUGCAGCAGCUGGACUGCUACCAGUCUUGGAGCCAGCUAAUUUAUAGCUCACUUGGAUGCUACACUGCAAUUAGGGCCUAACAGAAGAGUGAGCUCUGGGCUCUCUAAAAACUUGAAUAACUGUUCAGAGAUUCAGUACUUUACCAAGUGCUUCUCUCAGUAGAGACACAAAUAUUCUUUAUUCUUUGCUAAACUGCUUUUUCCCUCUAAAAGUUCUGAUGUUGUUGGUUAGUUUGCUGUGAUGGUUCUUCAAGGAAUGAUUGCUAAUCACACUUAUUUUGGAUGAUGCAAAAUAAACAUCUUGAGUGGGUGGAUACUACACCGAUGUCGGUGAGUUUGUAUCUGAAAGUUAUGUAUAAUGCUUAUUCCUGGGAUUUUAGGAGAGAUCUGAAGUUAUACUUGUGCCCAGCUUGUCCAGUAUGGAACUCCAUACCUAUUCCUCUUCUCUGUAGUAUGAUAAAUGAUUAUCAUGGAUCCAGUUCUGGACCUGGAUCUAAUCUCUGAAGCCCAUGUUUUUUUCAGUUGCAUUAGUUUAACAGAAAAACAAAAAGUACUGUCCUUUAACAUCCUUUAACAAGCUGGUCUCUGACACUGCAAUUGCUCUCCUUUUCUUACUACAGAUUAAAUUACUACAAGAUCUGGGCCACAGGUAAGAAGGUUCUCAUUUUCAUUAGAAAACAGUGAAAGAGAGGACAUGGAUGUGUAUAUACAUAUAUAGUUACUGCUUUAAGCAUUGCGUCAAAGGCGCAAAACCAGCAAGAAAUACAAAAAGGUUUUAUAUCUUCGUUCCAAACUUUAAAAUUUUCAAGCUCCAGUUACUGGCUAGUAUUUCUAAUUUAUUGUUCCCUAUGCAAAUGUUUUUUGUAUCAUAAGCCUUUCACAAAUGACUGACUUCAUAUCACUCUUCUGUAGAAAAAUGUUCAUUCUAGCAUCCCACAAGUGUCCAUACAAAUGUGUUACUAUGGGGAAUGUGAAAAGGUGUUUUAAUAAAGAAAACUCUGAACUGAA
This is a messenger RNA of Cygnus olor (mute swan), 6697 nucleotides long. It is a transcript of the gene PECAM1, whose product is annotated as platelet and endothelial cell adhesion molecule 1. Lineage: Eukaryota; Metazoa; Chordata; Aves; Anseriformes; Anatidae. Gene Ontology annotation, biological process: cell surface receptor signaling pathway. The coding region runs from base 2992 to 5184 and encodes 730 amino acids. Gene Ontology annotation, molecular function: transmembrane signaling receptor activity. The transcript has 16 exons. The record is from RefSeq and is a predicted model, not a curated record.